Messenger RNA from Anolis sagrei ordinatus, 1152 nucleotides. The record is from RefSeq and is a predicted model, not a curated record. NCBI's taxonomy places the organism in Eukaryota, Metazoa, Chordata, Lepidosauria, Squamata, Anolidae.
AUGGCAGCCAACAAACUGAAAGGAGAGAAAGGAGAAAAAGAGGGCAAGGAAGCAAAAGGGACACCAAGAAAAAUGUCGGUGACAGAGGAGAUGAAUUUAAAGGAAAUGAUGAAAGAAAUGAUGACAGAAGUUCUGACAGAAAUACAGACAAUGAAAACUGAAGUUCAAACAAUAAAAGAAAGACAAGACAUAUAUCAGAAAAUUGCACAAGAACAGAUGACGGAUUUGAAAAGGGAUAUAAGAGAGGAAAUUGGAAAACUAAAAUUAGAGAUGUCAACAAUGCAACAAGAUAUGAAAGAACGGAAGACAGGAGAAGAAGACAUUAAGAAAAGGCAAGAAGAAAUGCGAAUAAAAGUGAAGAACAUCGAAACAAAAAGUACAAGAAUGGAGGCGAAACAGGAAGAACUAGAAGCAAAAGAGAUGGAAUUCCAAUUAAGAAUAAGGAACAUUCAGGAAGAUGCGAAUGAGAAUAUAAGAGAAAAGGUGAUAGAAAUUCUGGCAGAGCUAAUGGAAUGCACGGGACAGCAAAUGCAGGAACGGACAGAUAGAAUUUACAGAGUGAACACAGGAUUUGCAAGAAGAAAUAGGACGGCACGAGAUGUGAUAGUACAUUUUGUGAAGAAGACGACAAGAGAUGACAUCUUGAGAAUGAAUAAUAGAAGAAGGAUCUGUUAUAAAGGAAAGAAGAUAGUUAUACUGAAGGAACUCCCCGGAAUAGUGUUGAAAAGAAGAAGGAAAUACGCAUUGCUGACGGAAGAACUAAAGAGACAAAAUAUACGGUUUAGAUGGGAAAGAGAAGAAGGACUGAUGCUGACAUAUAAGGAGCAAAGAUUCUGGAUUAAGAGUGAAGACAGCGCUAAGGAAUUCCUAAACAGAAUAAAACUGGAUAAUGAGAGAGAGAAAGGCGAACACGCAGAAGGAAGGACAAAGAAGAAGAAACGCACAGACUCGAUGGAAGAAGAAGAAAUGGAGAAGGAAGAAAAGGAGGAAUUAAGAAGAAUGUCGGAAGAAGGUGCGGGAGUACUGGACUUAAGUGACUCGGAAGGGGAAGAAAUAGAGGAAGAGGAAUUAAGAGAGGAGGAAGAGGAAGAAGAACUAGAAGGAGAAGAACAGGCAACAAGAGAGAGGGAGGAAGAAGAAAAAGCAUGUUGA